AUGAAACCCGAAGAUCUUCUCCAUCGCCUUUCCGCCCAAACCCCGAAACUCACCGUCGGUUGCCCCGCACUUGAUCGCCUCCUCGGCGGCGGUAUCCCCUGUGAAUCCAUAACUGAAAUCGUAGCGGAGAGCGGCACUGGAAAAACUCAGCUCUCCUUGCAGCUCCUUCUCGCCGUGCAGCUACCGGCCUUCGGCGGCGGCCUCUCCGCUGCGUCCCUUUACCUACACUCUGAGUUUCCAUUCCCAUUCCGUCGCCUUCACCAGCUCUCCGGUUUUUAUGCACCCAAUCUUCCAACCAAUCCUUUGGAUUCAAUCUUCGUCCAACCGCUUCAUUCUGCAGAUCACCUGCUCGACAUUUUGCCUCGCUUAGAUAAUAUGGUACCUAAGUUGAAUAUCAAGCUUAUAGUCAUUGAUUCAAUCGCAGCCUUGUUCAGAGGGGAGUUUGAGAAUACGCCAGUUGAAUUGAAGCGGAGGUCUAGCAUGUUUUUCAAGAUUUCGUCCAAAUUAAGAUUUUAUGCACGUAAGUUUGGAUUGGCUGUUGUGCUGACAAACCAAGUAGUGGAUGUGAUGGAUUCUUCUGAUACUCUGAAAAUCGGUAAUCCAGAUUCUUUAUUCUCUUCCGGAAGGAUGGUUUGUGCAGCACUGGGGUUGUCAUGGGCAAAUUGUGUGAACACGAGGUUGUUUAUGUGGAGAGAGGCGGUGAGAGCAGAGGAGGAAGGCCAGAAUUUUGAGAAUGUAAAGAUCAAGAGAUUCAUCAGGGUUGUCUUUGCACCUCAUUUACCGGACUCUUCCAUCGAAUUUAUGAUCAAAAGAGAGGGGGUUUCUGGUGUUGGCUGAAAAUAUUUCUGUCAAAAUGAAAACGUUGGUGAAAAGGAUGCUAUUACAUCCGAGGAGAUAGUUCUAACUUCUAUGGAUGAGUGAUGCUGGUAUUUUUGUGCAUGUUAUUGCUCUUUGAAUUUUGAUUCUAAGUGCCCUAUCAACUGUCAUGAAUGGCAAGAAUCUGAAGAACGAAACAUCUGCUACCAGGCUAAAGACCGGGCAAGGGAAACAAUAGAAAGAGGUUUUCUUCCAUCACGCAUGAUCCGUCUUUUGACACUCCUGAACAGAAACGAUGCUGCUGGUUCAGUGGAGAUGAUGAUGAAGACAUCGAGAGUAGUGAUGAUGGUGGGGAAGAGUUUGAUACAGAUGAGGAGAUCAGGGAGAAGGAUAAGCAGAGAGAUGGCGGGAUAAAUGAGACAGCGGAUGAGAAAAAAGCUUGGCUGUUGUUUUCUUGGAUAAAAUUAGGGAUAAUGAGAGUAAAACCAAAGAAGAUGAUGAUGAAUCAGGGGAAGAGAGAUUCACAAAUUGCUGAGAUGUUGCAGCAAGAGCAGCUUGAGAAGAGUGGGCGUUCUUGCAGAGCCAUUGGUUCUAGGUUCGUCUGUUUUAUGCUCCAUUUAUUUAUUUUCAGGUUCUCUUCUUUUGGUCCUUGUAAGAAUUUUAGUCCAGUUUCAGUAUCAUAGCAUUCUUAAGGUAUUGGCUUGGAAGCACACGACCCUAGGACAUUCCCCCACUAGAAAAUCUGUUUGAAUAAUUCCGUAGGCUUGGGAAAAUAUUUGAUGCCUUUUUGCACAGGCUUCAAAAGCCAUUAAAAGGGGAAGGUUUAUAGUUUAUAGUAAAGCACCGGAAACCUGUCACAAGUUUGGCUCUAUCUGAAGAUGAUUCAAGAGGAUUUUCAGCUUCCAAGGAUGGUAACAUCAUUCAUUUGGAUGUUGAGAGCGGGAAUACCGAAAAGUAUACUUGGCCUUCUGCGGAGGUUUUAAAGUGUCAUGGUCUGAAGGAUCCCCAAGGUCGAGUAACCAGACAUAGUAAACAUCUUCUAGCAUUGGCUGUUAGCUCUGUUAGCUUUGAUGGUCGAUAUUUGGCCAGUGGAGGCCUAGGUUGUCAUGUUCAUCUCUAGGACAUUCAUACACUGGCGCAGGUUCAGGCGUUUCCUAGACAUAAAGGACCCAUCUCAUGCUUAACAUUCAGCAAGGGACUUCCGAACUUUUUUCUGGUUCAUUUGAUCUCCCCAUCGAGAUGUGGAGCGCUGAAGAUAGAACUUACAUAAACACACAUAUUUUGGCACCAGAGUGAUGUGAUGACCAUUGAUUGCUUGCGAGUAGAAUGUCUCCUGACAGUUGGACGUGAUCGUACCAUGCAUUUGUGGAAAAUAAUCCAUACACAGAAAUGAUGAUGAGUUCUUAUCUGGUUCCCAAAGAAUCCCGGAUGGUAUUUUCGCACCAGCAUCUUCACUUGAAUGUCGUCGUUCCACAAGAAAUCCAUACAUAUUGUGCAUUCAUCGACGAUGAGUUUGAACAAAGUACACAUUAGGGACUAUCAAAUGGCCACGAAGGUAAUUGACCUUUCAAUUAUUUGCAUAUUACAAGACAUUUGCUUAUCCUGUAAUAACUGUAACUUGUGCUCUGUAGAAAUUGGAGUUCAUGAUUUAUCAAGACUCGGUUCAGCGACUAAAUAAUCAUUUAUCAUGACAUUGUCGAUGAGUCGGUCAAAAAUAAAUAUUUUUUAUCUGAUGCAUUCGGAUUUUAAUUUAUCUUUUAAGGUC
Messenger RNA from Andrographis paniculata, 2581 nucleotides. RefSeq names its product DNA repair protein XRCC3 homolog. Gene Ontology annotation, molecular function: four-way junction DNA binding; ATP-dependent DNA damage sensor activity; ATP binding. The record is from RefSeq and is a predicted model, not a curated record. Lineage: Eukaryota; Viridiplantae; Streptophyta; Magnoliopsida; Lamiales; Acanthaceae. Gene Ontology annotation, cellular component: Rad51C-XRCC3 complex; replication fork. Gene Ontology annotation, biological process: telomere maintenance via recombination; double-strand break repair via synthesis-dependent strand annealing; resolution of mitotic recombination intermediates. The transcript is spliced from 4 exons. Bases 1 to 837 code for a protein of 278 amino acids.